ACAGGGAUCGGUCGGAAAGCGGCUGCUUUUGUUGCUACCGAAUUUGUUCUUUUACUCUCUCCGACACGAGAGAGAGAUUAAAGUACAGGACAGUAGAAUCGUCCCAUGGAGGAGAAGGGGAGCGAAGCUGAGGUUUACGCGGUGGAGACAGACAAGAGCGAGAAAGUAGAACCGGAGAAGGAGCUGUGUAAUGACGGAUUGAGUCAACUCAGAGACGAAGAAUCAUUUGGAGUUACCGAUGCGGAUAAAGAAGAUUUACAUGAUGAGUCUGUGCGAGAUACCCUAGCUAAGGAUCAAGUUGAAGGUGCUCGAGAAAAUUCGGCUGUGGAACCAAAUGGUGAAGAUGUAAAAGAGGCGAAGGAGAAAGAUAGCGGCAAGGAAAAUGUUGUAAGUGCGAUUAUGCCGGUUGAUAAAGUUUCAGCUGAAAAUCGCGAGGUAGAAACAUCUCCUGGCCUGGCUGUAUCGCCAGAUCCAUCAAUGGUGGAUCCUUCAUCUGCACAAGGUGAUGCACAAGGCCUAUCGCUUGUUUCAGUUCCAACUAAACAAGAGCAAAAACCUGAUUCCUGCGUGGUUAACAACUUGUUGGUUUCUCCGGUUCUGAGGACACCGGCUCCUGAUGGCUACAAUUGGAGAAAAUAUGGACAAAAGCAGGUUAAAAGUCCCAAGGGCUCCCGGAGCUACUACAGGUGCACGUAUUCUGAUUGUUGUGCUAAGAAAAUUGAAUGCUCCAAUGAUUCAGGAAAUGUGAUAGAGAUUGUUAACAAAGGUUUGCAUAGCCAUGAACCUCCACGGAAGAGUAGCUUCUCCCUGAGAGAGAUUAGAGCUGCAUCAGCUAUCACUCCUGUUUCAGAGGAUAAUAAAGUAGUAAGAGAAACAGCAAGUGUCCCUAGCGGUUCAGAUCCGUCCGUUUCAAGUAAAGAAAACAUCUGUCAAACAAUCAUUGAACGGAAGAGACAUUUUGAGAACGAAGCUGUGGAGGAACCAGAGCCAAAACGAAGACUGAAAAAGGAUAACUCACAAAGUUCAGAUUUUGUCUCCAAACCUGGAAAGAAACAUAAAGUCGUAGUACACGCAGCUGGUGAUGUUGGGAUCUCUGGUGAUGGAUACAGAUGGCGUAAAUACGGGCAGAAAAUGGUGAAAGGGAAUUCUAAUCCGAGGAACUACUACCGAUGUACAUCUGCGGGUUGUCCUGUCCGUAAACACAUUGAGACAGCAGUAGAGAACAAAACAGCUGUCAUAAUCACAUACAAAGAAGUACACAACCACGACAUGCCGGUGCCAAAGAAACGCCAUGGUCCUCCUAGCUCAAUGCUUGUGGCUGCAGCGGCUCCUACAUCAAUGAGAACCAGGUCAGAUGAUCAGGUGAACAUUCCCACUUCAAGCCAGUGCUCGGUAGGGCGAGAAAAUGAGAAGCAGAGCAGUGAAGCAUUGGAUGUUGGUGGCGAGAAAGUGAUGGAAUCGGCUCGGACUUUGUUGAGCAUUGGAUUCGAAAUAAAGCAGUGCUGAUUGUAUGUAUUUUUAAGUUAGAGUCUAUUAACUCAGUUUUUGCCUUCUUGUUUUUGUUAUAUAAUAAAUAAAUAAAAAACCA
Messenger RNA from Eutrema salsugineum, 1588 nucleotides. Its product is annotated as probable WRKY transcription factor 32. The coding region runs from base 106 to 1506 and encodes 466 amino acids. The transcript has 5 exons. Gene Ontology annotation, biological process: regulation of DNA-templated transcription. Gene Ontology annotation, molecular function: sequence-specific DNA binding; DNA-binding transcription factor activity. Lineage: Eukaryota; Viridiplantae; Streptophyta; Magnoliopsida; Brassicales; Brassicaceae. The record is from RefSeq and is a predicted model, not a curated record.